AUGAGUGAACAACACCAAGUCACCGGGCCAGCCCCUGCUACAAAGACUCUCACGGCCUGUUGCUACUGCAAAGCCGUCUACUUCGCCCUCACCCUGCCCACCUCCUCCCUACCCCUCAAAGUCCACCUCUGCCACUGCAGCAUCUGUCGCUACACCCACGGAACCCUCUGCAUUUUCCACGCGCCCCUCCCGUCCGGGGUAUCCCCCUCUUUCGUCGCCCCGUCUUCGCUAUCAUCCUCUCUCACGGCCUAUCGCCACGCGACGGCCUCGAGCACGCGGUACUUUUGCAGUACGUGUAGCUGCCACAUCGGAGACGUGGGCGUCGACGACGACGAGUGGGUUAUUUCGGCGUCCAUCUUUGACGCGAACCAAGAUGAUGUACCCUCCGUCUGGGAUAUCCGGUCUCACGUCAACACGGCUUCGUCGCCGGGCGGGGGUUUAUAUGAAUGGCUUCCAGUGGUGAACGGCAAAGAGAUGAACAUUUGGAACCCCAAGAAGGAUGAAUCUGAAGCCGCAACGUCGACGACAACAAACGGGCGAGAAGUCGGCGUAGACGGCGAAGAGGUCCUCCGCGCGCAGUGUCACUGCGGCGGCGUCUCGUUCACAAUCUCCCGCCCCAAGGCCUCCAUGCUCGAGGAUAAAGCCUACGAGGCCUGGCUUUCACCCGUCGACUCCCGAAAGUGGCCAGCUUGCCUAGACGCUUGCGACGACUGCCGUCUGCAAACGGGUGUUCACGCCAUCGGCUGGGUCUGUAUUCCCGAGAGCUGCAUCACGCCUUCCGUGCCCGAGGAUCUUCAGCUCGGCGGGACGGCCAAGACGUUCAAGUCGUCCGAGAGCGGCGCCUGA
Molecule: messenger RNA, 846 nt
Organism: Colletotrichum fioriniae
Lineage: Eukaryota; Fungi; Ascomycota; Sordariomycetes; Glomerellales; Glomerellaceae
Molecular function (GO): carbon-sulfur lyase activity
Source: RefSeq, a predicted model, not a curated record